AUGUCUCAAUUUGAAGUCAGACUGCGCAACAUUCCCACACUCACACAAGUGAGAAUUCCAUCGGAGGAGGAAUUAUGGGAACAAGUCAAGUCUCUGAAUAUCACAAAUCAAAAGGAUCAUUUGAAAGGAUACAUUCAUUUCAUGAAAACCUUCGGAAGUGGAAAGUUAGGAAGAGUUCAAAUCUAUGGUCUUUAUACUGGUUCUACUUUUCAUCAAUUUGAUAUUCGAUUUCACACAAAACGAAUUCAAAACAUAUUUCACAGAAUGUUGAAUCCACAACAAGAAGAAGAAAUGAAUCAAGAAGAUGACUCGGAAGAAUUAAAUGCACAUUCAGAAGAUGAUCAAGAAUCUGUUACUGCUACAACUACCACCACUAGUACUGAAAUGAAACAAACUCUUCUCAGUCAACAUUACGAUUCUCAAUUCAGUAAGAUGAUUGUCUUUGCCAGAGAUUCCAUUGAAGAAACUCUCUACUAUGCUUGGCAUUGUGAAAAGCCUCAAGAAAUUUAUCUGUUAGAAGUCGAUGAAUAUGAAAGUGAUCUUCCACCACCACGGUUUGUUUGUAAAGAAUGGAAUGAAUUUGUUGAGAGAAUGUGUUUUGGUCAUUUCAUUGAUGAAGAAGAUUAUCACAGUGCAAGAUUUUACAAAAAUCAAUCGGAAAUGACAUCGGAUGAUGGUGAUAAUGAAGAGAAUCAAGAGUGCGAGAUUGAACGAGUCUUUAUACCAAACAUGACACUCAAAAUCACCAAUAAUGAUGAAACUGUUGAAUAA
Messenger RNA from Naegleria fowleri, 771 nucleotides. RefSeq lists its product as uncharacterized. The record is from RefSeq and is a predicted model, not a curated record. The coding region runs from base 1 to 771 and encodes 256 amino acids. The transcript has a single exon. Lineage: Eukaryota; Heterolobosea; Eutetramitea; Acrasida; Naegleriidae.